AUGUCUGAAACUGAAUACAAAAAAGUCCUCCGCCUCGCAGGCUCCUACUACAAACUCCCCGAGGUCUCCGAGGAGGACUUCCACGCCUUCAUUUCAGCCGACCACGCAGUCAAGGCCGCCAAGAUCCACGAGAAAUACGGGAUCCUCCACUACCAAUUGGCAAUCGGAACCAGCCACACUCGCGAGCUGGCUUACGGCCUGAAGCUCCCCUGGAAGAUCGACGACCAUGACGUGACCAUCGAAUAUUACUUCACCGAUGUGUCUGCCCUCCUCGCCGUGUCUGCGGAUGAGGAAUUCAAGGCCCUGCACGUCGAUGCCGAGAAGUUCGUUCGCCUUGAUGCGACCACUGUGGCCGUGACCUGGGUGGAGGUGUUCCUCAAGGAUGGAAAGCUGGUCAAUAUUGGCCCGGAUGGGAAGUCCCAGCACCCGCCUUUUGCGGAGCGGAUUGAUUUCGCGCUGCCAGAUAAGCCGGCGGCUAAGUAUUAUUAG
Aspergillus udagawae is the source of this 489-nucleotide messenger RNA. RefSeq names its product EthD domain-containing protein. The coding region runs from base 1 to 489 and encodes 162 amino acids. The transcript is spliced from 2 exons. The record is from RefSeq and is a predicted model, not a curated record. Lineage: Eukaryota; Fungi; Ascomycota; Eurotiomycetes; Eurotiales; Aspergillaceae. Gene Ontology annotation, molecular function: oxidoreductase activity.